AUGGAUGAGGUUGAUUUGGUGAGAGGUUACCACCAGGUGCCGGUCCGUCGCCAGGACGUCCCCAAGAUGGCGGUCAUCACUCCCUUUGGACUGUUUGAGUUUUUGAGGAUGCCUUUUGGCCUGAAGGGCGCGGCACAGACGUUUCAGCGUCUUAUGGACUCUGUGUUGCGAGAUAUGCCUUUCCUCUUCGUGUAUCUAGACGACGUGCUGGUGGCGAGUGCUUCGGUGGAGGAGCAUAUGUCACAUCUUCGCCAGCUUUUUGAGCGCCUCAGUCAGCACGGACUUAUCGUCAACCCUGCUAAGUGUCGUUUUGGACUGUUGGAGAUCGAGUUCCUGGGACACCGUGUGUCACGGCAGGGUGCGGUGCCUCUUCCUGCUAAAGUCGAGGCGGUUUUGGCUUUUCCUCGCCCCUCCUCUGUGAAGCCCCUACAGGAGUUUUUGGGCAUGGUUAAUUUUUACAACCGUUUCAUCCCUCGGGCAGCCCACAUUAUGCACUCGUUGUACGAUGCCUUAAAGGGUAAAAAGGGUAACCAGGACAUUGAGUGGACCCAGGAGAGGUCACUGGCGUUUGAAGAAGCUAAAACAGCGCUUGCCGAGGCCGCCCUUUUGGCCCAUCCCAAACCUUCUGCGCCCAUCGCCCUUACCACUGACGCGUCCGAUUAUGCCGUCGGUGCGGUUUGCGAACAGUGGUCGGAUGGACACUGGCAGCCACUGGCGUUUUUCAGUAGAAAGUUGCGCGACUCAGAAAGAAAGUACAGUACAUUUGACAGGGAGCUCCUGGCCCUUUUCCUUGCCACACGCCAUUUCCGGUUCCUCUUAGAGGGCCGGGAGUUCACCGCUUUUGUCGACCACAAGCCGCUAACGUUUGGUAUGGCUAAAACUUCUGAACCAUGGUCAUCUCUACAGCAACGGCAUCUUUCUGCCAUUUCCGAGCUCACGACUGACAUUCAACACGUGGCUGGUAAGAACAACCUGGUUGCGGACUGCCUCUCUUGUGCACCGGUCGCUACUGUGCAUCUGGGGAUCGACUACGCGGAGAUGGCUGCGGACCAGCUGACGGAUUUGGGAGUGCAGGGGCUGCGCACUGCUGACUCUAGUUUGAAGUUGGAGGAUGUUGAUUUUCAGAACAGCGGGGCGGCCCUCCUUUGCGACAUCUCUAUGGACAGGCCGCGCCCGGUGGUCCCUGCUACCUGGCGCCGUCGCAUUUUUGAUGCUGUGCACUCCCUGUCACACCCCGGAGUUAAAGCUUCCGUUAAGUUGGUGGGUGCCAGGUUCGUGUGGCCCGGUCUCAGGAAGGAUGUUAAGACUUGGGCCUCUACGUGUGUGGCGUGCCAGCGCGCCAAGGUGCAGCGCCACGUUAAAGCUCCGUUAGGGCCUUUUUCUGUCCCUGAGAGGCGUUUUGAGCACGUUCACGUGGAUCUUGUCGGUCCUUUUCCGCCGUCCCGUGGCUUUACUCACCUGCUGACCAUGGUGGACAGGACCACACGGUGGCCCGAAGCAGUUCCUCUAUUCGUGGGUGUCUCGGUUCGGUGUGCCUUUGGACAUGACAUCUGA
This is a messenger RNA of Knipowitschia caucasica, 1554 nucleotides long. The record is from the annotation of a GenBank genome assembly. Lineage: Eukaryota; Metazoa; Chordata; Actinopteri; Gobiiformes; Gobiidae.